Cuscuta epithymum is the source of this 984-nucleotide messenger RNA. NCBI's taxonomy places the organism in Eukaryota, Viridiplantae, Streptophyta, Magnoliopsida, Solanales, Convolvulaceae. The record is from the annotation of a GenBank genome assembly.
GUAAAUUCUCAAAAAAAAAUACUGCGUUUAUAGCAAAGUUCGUCUGGCUUAUUUUGGCUAGUAUAUUACGGAGUACAUAUUCAAAAAUGUUUCUGCUGAUAUAUAUUCAUUUCUGCAGAUAUAGUAAUAAAUAAAAACAGGAAAUAAAAACGGACAAAAAAGAUAAUAAAAAAUAAAUGUGGAAAAUUGACGGAUAACAGGCCAUCCGACGACGUAUGUGUUCAUCAUUGCCAAUGGCCUACUGAGUCGAUGUGUUCCUGCUGAGCAGUGAACUGCGCCUGAAUAGCGGUGGCGUUCUGGUGAGUCGCCGGAAAGGGCAAGUUCAGGUAGGGCUGAAGAUGCUGCUCCGACGGCGGCGCGGAGACGUACGGGGAGUGGUGGGGGAUAAGCCCCGGAUUCGAAGACGCCGGGUACACAUUGCUAGGGUUAUAAAUCGGGCCCAAAUUCAUCGGGUUCUGGUGCUCAACGACGCCGUUUUGCUGCUGGUUCUGCUGUUUGGGCAGAUUGAGCCUCUCCCCUUCCAGCUCCCUGUACUUAUUGAGGUACAUUUUGAGCGGGGCGACGUAAUCCUCGAAUCCGAGGGUGGUGAUCGCCCAGAGGAUGUCGUCGCCGUUGAUCGUCUUCCGCUUCUCCCGCUGGCACUUGUCGGAGGCCUCGCCGGUGACGAAGCUGAUGAACUCCGACACGCACUCCUGGACGCACUCCUUGGCGUCCUUGGAGAUCUUCCCGCCGGGAGGGACGACCUUCUUCAUGAUCCGGCCGACAUUGGCGAUUGGGAGGAACUUGUCCUGUUCCUUGUUGCUGAUUUUGGAGCAGGCGCUGCUGCUAUUCUCUUCGGGGCUCGCUCCGGGGCCCACGUUCUGGGCGUUUCCGGGCCUUUCAUCGUCGUCCAUGGAUGGAGGAGGAAGGGUGGGUGGAUGGAGUUGAUUUGGUGUUAAACACAGGAAAAGGGGGUGGGGGUAUAUGGCGCCAAGAGCUUAAAAG